Molecule: messenger RNA, 2010 nt
Organism: Drechmeria coniospora
Lineage: Eukaryota; Fungi; Ascomycota; Sordariomycetes; Hypocreales; Ophiocordycipitaceae
Exons: 3
Coding region: 1-2010 (669 amino acids)
Source: RefSeq, a predicted model, not a curated record
AUGCCCAUCACAGCUCCUCACCUCCUUCACCUCACUCCUCACUUCGACUGGGCACCACCAAACAACUCUGAUGCCGUUGGCGAUGGCCCGACGUUGCAUCGAAUACACGACCAGGUUUCGGCCGCCGUCGCCAAGACCCCUGACGAGAGGACCGCAGGCCAAUAUGGACGGGCUUCUGUCGAUUCCAGACUGAUCCGUCCUGCGUGUCCCUCGAGUGAUGGGGCCCAGCUUUUCGUCUCCAAUCCCUCUCGAGCCAGAGUGACUCGACAUUCUCGUUCUCCUCCCUCGACCCAUGCUCCGACCCAUGCUCCGACCCAUGCUCCGACGCCUUCUCUUCCUCUUGCUUCUCUAGGGACGAACCGACAUUGCGUCAAGGGCGAUUGUGCGCUCGCGGAAACGACAACUCUUGUCUCUUCGUCGUCGUCCGGCAUGGCCUCCAAUGCGGCUUUCGUGGUCUUGCUUCUCGCGUUGUGGGUGACGGCUCAAGAUUGCGUCACGGGCCCGUUGUCACUGCCGCUCGGAGAGGUCAAGCUCUCGAAUGGUUACACGCAGCGUGGUGUAUCCGUAAAGGUUGGCAAUCCGCCGCAGGCGUUUGCCUUUCUACCGAGCUGGAACCACGGCAAUGCAUUGGUCUUUGACACGAGGUGUGGUCUCGGAGGUGCAUACAAGAUGCCAAGAGCAACCUGCAUCACAAACCGAGGUGGUUUGUACGACCAGUUCAAGUCAGACUCCAAAGGCAAGCUAGCUUCGUCCGUCAAUCUUCCCGCAGACUCGUGGGUCGAAGAGUCGCACGACAUCUUUACCGACACGCUGCACCUCGGCGGCAACAACAGCCUGCGUGCCUUUCCAUUGACGACUCCAAAGAACGAGAUGGCCUCUCACGGAGCACAGGAUCAGAACGCCCUCGGCGUGGGAACCGGCUCUACGCUCCUGGACGCCUGCCGCAAGGCUGGACUUGUUGCCUCUGAUUCCAUCGGCUUCUCCUGGGGACUGGAUGGUGUCGGCGAGAGCGAUCGGACGAGCGGCUCCUUUGUUCUCGGCGGCUACGACAAGGCAAAGACGAUCGGCAACGGUCGUACCGGGAGACUUUCACACCCAGUUGAAUGCCCCACACGCAUGAUGGUGAGCAUCCUAGACGUCGUUGUCAACUUUCCCAACGGAACGGAUGCUUCCGUCUUUCCAACCUCGGGCGGCACCCUGCGAGCUUGCAUCAUUCCCGAACGUCCUAUCGUCAUGGAGCUGCCUGCCGAUCCUUACUUUGGGAAGUUGCUGCGGGCAAUUGAAAACGAAGUAACCGGUCUAGAUUCCGGGAAUGCAAUUCUGAACGGUUCUAAACCGCUUUUUACGGCCGACCUGACCAUUACGAUGAGCGGCGGCUUCCAGGUCAAGAUACCCAACCACCAACUUCUCGAUCCCCAAAAGAAGAUUGGCAUCAACGGAGAGACGACCGUGGGCUCCCCUUUGCAGCCUGUGUUACGCCUCACGUCCCCGCAGAACUCGACGACGGACUUUCGUGCUGUUCUUGGCCGCUAUUUCUUUACCGAUACGUACGUAUUCCUCAACCGCGAUGCCGAUAUUUUCACGCUCUGGCAAGCGAACCAUACGUCGGAGGAGAAGCUGGUUUCUGUCAACUACAAGAACGAAGUCGUCACGGCCACGCAGACUUGCGCAACGAGCCCCGUGGCAUCGCCGGGAGCCGAUGCGGGAAAAGGCAGGGACGGCUCGCUCUCCUCUGGUGCCAUCGCUGGCAUUGUCGUCGGUGCAGCAACAGCCGCCGGCGUCGGCGUCGGCCUGCUGUGGUGGCUCCUGGUGCGAAGGAGGAAGGGAAACGCCAAGGUCGAGAUGGAGAGCGCCGCGGCAGCAGAAGUGCAAGAAAUGCCACAGACGUCCAAGGUGGCCGAGGUUGGAUGGCCCUCUCAAGGUCAACCACAUUCCAUUCCCCAGGAGUUGCCUUCGGAGCCCAUCAGAACCGAGCCGGUCGAGUUGGCAACCGGCACAGAGGGCAGGUAG